Molecule: messenger RNA, 4852 nt
Organism: Ceutorhynchus assimilis (cabbage seed weevil)
Lineage: Eukaryota; Metazoa; Arthropoda; Insecta; Coleoptera; Curculionidae
Source: the annotation of a GenBank genome assembly
CAAAACCAAAACAAAAAGGUAAGUAAUAAUGGCAGAUGUUGGUGCUGAAGCAGACAAAAAGGUGAAAUUAGCAAAUACCAAAAAAAGGUUUAAACAGCUCCAAGAGCUAAAGAAAAAACGAAAUGAAGACCAAGAUACUAAUAAAUCACCUGAAACAAUAUCUGAAGUACCCGGUACUAGUAGCGAACACUCUAGCUACAGAAACAGCCCUGUAAUACCCAAUACCCAAAAUGAGCCUGUUAUAGACCACUGGCAACAAGAACCAACAUUGCCCAAUUACUUCGAACCUCAAAGUCAAACUCCAGCAGCAUUCUUCGACACUUUACCUAGUAAAAAUGAAGAACCUAUUGAAAAUCCCAGGGAAAAUCCUUCAUUGUUAACUUAUUUCAAUACCUCCUCACGUAAUACUGUUCAAAAUGUAGGCAAAAAUCUGGGUUUACCCAAGUACUUUGACAAUUUCAAUACAACUGAAUGUAUGAAUGUGAAAAAUGAUGAAUACAAGUUAUUCCCUAGAGAAGCACAAAGGGAAUCUUCGAAUUCUUUUGAGCCAGAAGAUGCCCUUCCAGAUGAUUAUCCUGGUAUUAAGGAGAAUUCCGAGCUAGAGGAUGUGACAUGUAUGGAAUAUCCUGAUGUUAAACAGAUUAAAAUGGGCCAACAUGCAAGGAGAAGUAGCAGCGGGACUGUUACAUUGGACUAUUUUCUAGCUGGACAAAAUGAGAAUUUAACUGAUUCACAAGUUUAUCCAAAUAGUGUAUUUUCAGCUCGUGAUGAUAAAAGAUUGAUGGAGUACUUAGGUACCACAGGUGUAACACAAGAAGACCAAAACAACAUCAGCCAUACAAACCACGAAAUCGACGAUUCCACCGAUUUAACUCAAAAAGAAAUCAGACACUCCAACGUGGAAAGUUUGAGGCAAUUAUCAGACCAACUAGCCCACAUGAUAGAGCCUGACUACGAGUAUUCCUCAGCAUCAGGGCCCACAACCGACUUUGAAAAAAGAAAUAUUGAACUAGCUGAUAAUUUAGCCAAAGAAAAAUUACAUUCUGCUCAACUUGAAGCUACCAAUACACAAUUACAAUCACACAUAAAUCAGCUACAAGAUCAACUAACCAAGCAACAGUUUGAUUCAAAUUCACAAACCUCACAAGAAGUUGCCCAUUUGAAAAAUGAACUUCAAACGCAUUUGCAAACAAUUGGACUUUUGGUAGCUGAAAAAACCGAAUUGUCUUCAAAUUUGAGCCAAUAUGAAAUCAAUUGUAAUCAAAAAACCAGCGAGUGUGAGGAAUUGCAGGCAAGGCUUAAAGCUUCUAGAAGUAGAGUGGCUGACUUAGAAAGGGAGGUGAAUAAUUUAAAAUCUGAAAAAAUACAAACACAAAAUGCUGGGGAACAAUAUAAUACAUCUUUGGUUAAUUUGAAACAAGAAUACAUUAAUAUGAAGGAGCAAAAAGAUGAAUUGGCACAAGAUUUAAUGGAAGUUAGAGAAAAAUUAAAAAAUACUUUAGAGGAAAAUGUUAAAAUGCAGCAAGAAUAUAAGGAAAUGGCUGGCAAAUUGUCUUUAGCUGAAAUAAAAAUCCAACAAUUACUAUCAGGCGAUUCUUCCGGCAUGGACACUCAAAUCGAGCAUCUAACCCAAGAAAAAUUUUCCUUGGAAUCUGACAAGGCCAACCUCAAUCAAAUGCUCAAAUCCAUAGUGAAGGAACGCGACGAGUCUACAGUCCAAUUUCAACAGUACGCUCAACAAUUGAAUGCACAAAUUUCCCAUCUUUCUUCCAAGUUGGAGCAAUUGCAACAAGAAAAAGAAAAUUUGUUGAUGCAGGAGCAGAACAGGAUUAAACACAUUGGAGAAUUAGAGAGGCAGUUGCAGAAUUUGCAAAAAGAACAAGUUACUUAUGCUAGUAGGAAUUCUAGUAAUAGUGAUGUUAGGAAUGAGCUGGAAAGAGCUAGAGAAUUGUGUGCUCAAUUGAAUGUUGAUCAAAGAGCUGCUGAAGAGAAUUUGACUAAGGUUACCAAUGAAAAAGAUCUGUUGCUGAAAGAGUUAGAAGCAAAAAACGACUCUAUUUCCCAACUGGAAAGUAUGAUUGAGCAACUGAGAGGCAAUCAACCUGACAGCGUUAAAUUGUUGGCAACAAUGGAAAGUGACAAAGUAGCGGCUGCCAGAGCUAUCGAGCAAAAUAAAGAGCUGAAGCAGCAGUUGGAAAGUAUGCAGGAAGUUUUUAUGAAAAUGGACAAUGAUAAAGUAGUUCUCACAGAAAAUCUCAAAGGCCAGCACGAAACCAAUAAAGACCUAAUUGAAAAAUUACAAAAAACCGAAAUCACUCUUCAAUCCUUAGCAGACGCCAUUGAGAUUAAGGACAAAGAACUGACUCAUUUGAGGGAAGCUUUCGAGGAAAUGAAUAGACAAUCGCUUCACCAUGAGCAACUUGAAGACAGAUUGAGGCAUUACGAAGCACAUGAUAAUUCCGCGCACGUUUUACAGAACGACUUACAGGAAGCUAAACAGGUUAUUGUGAAACUAACCAACCAAUUGAACAAGAAAAAAGAUGAAGAAAACAACACUCCUUUGGAAAUUCAAUUAAACGAUGCCAACCAAACUAUUCUAGAACUUACUAAUGAAGUUAAUAAAUUAAAAAUACCAGACACAACUGAACAAGACUGUGAGGAAACUAAAGAUGACAUUGAUGAAAACACCAUAGACAAAGAAAACGCCAUGAAAUACUUAGAAGAAAAAGUAAAAAAGACCAUGCAAGAAAUUGCCGAUUUAACUGACGAAAAACAACGCCUAGAACACAUAGUUCUUCAGCUACAAGGUGAAACCGAAACAAUAGGCGAGUACGUGGCCUUGUACCAACACCAAAGGAUGAUUUUGAAGCAAAAAGCCCAGGAAAAGGACCAGCAACUAAAACAACUGGCAGGCGACAGAGAACAAAUAAAACUAAAAAUUGACAGACUGAAUGAAUUAAUUAAAAAGUUGGUACUGGAAAAAGGUUCCAUACCGGCAGAACUAAUGCAGCAUCACGAACUUAUGAGUAAUAUUUGUGAGGAGCAUUCCAAAUUAAACGCACAAAGUAAUAUUAUAGAGCCUGAAAAUGAGCAGGAAAAUGUUGAAACAAGUCAAACUGCUGAAGAAAUUAUAUCUUUGCUGACUGAAAUUAAAACUAGUAAUUUAGUGCAGCCUAGUGAUAAUAUACAUCCUUGUCCUUGGUGUUCUGGUCAAUUAAUGACUGUAUGAGUUUUGUAGGCAAUAAUUUUAUUAUGUUGACCAGUAAUGGCGAAAGGAAGUAAGAGAGUGGCUUUGUUGUAUGUAUAAGUUAUUUUUGUGCAAUAACUAGGUGAUGGAGUGUUUCUGAUUAGUUAAAGGGGGUGUGCGCCAAAAAUUAAAGUUUUAGUGUAAAAAAAUCUAAGAAUAACUGUUCAAACCUCGUUAUUUUACGAUAAACCAUCGCUGAGAUAUACCGCUUUAAAGUGUGUGUGACGUCACGAGAGCGUCGUCCAGCCGCGCUCCGCAUUGUUAAUUUGAUUGUUCCCGGCACGCGUGAGUGGUUUUUGUUUAGAUUAUUGCAGGUAACACAGGAGAAAUAUAUGUAAAUUUAAUUAACUCCACUUUCUCGUGCGUAGCUUGAGCUUUCGUGACGUCAUAGGGUGAGAUGCGGUACCUUCAUAGAGCCAUAUCUGCGGUAUUAUUUGUCAUAGAGGGGUGCGGAUUUCACUGUUAUUCUUAGAUUUUUUUUCUCUUUUUUUUUGAGAUUAAGUAGUUUUUUUGGUGCACACCCCCUUUAAGAUAAUCUGGAAUUAACACUCGUUGCCUGUCCUCUUUCACUUCUUUAUUAUGUUUUUGCAGUAUAAACAUUUUUUUUUUUUUUUUUUUCAAAAUUCAUUUUCAUAAGAUUUAGGUUUAAGAUUGGCCAUUAAUUAAUUCUUACACAGAAGUUUUUAUUUCAUUAUCAAUAUUUUAUCUGAAAUAAAGUUAACUAUACCCUCCAUUCUAUAUUGUUUUUAUGUGUAUAAUUAAGCAAAAAUCAUCUCAUCUCUCCUCCUCUUGGGCUGAUUACCGGGUUUAUUUUGACAUUCCGGAUGAUUCAUGAGUUCUGGCGGACAAUUUGACACAGGCGAAGAUAGCAACAUUUGCUUCAAAUCGUAGAACAAUGGCGAAUCGUCGUUGGUACAAAAACUGACAGCAAUACCAGUCUUGCCAGCACGUCCGGUACGACCAAUACGAUGAGUGUAAUCUUUAAAAAAAAAUAUAUAUAUAUAUCAUAAAAAAUCAUUGGUUUUCUUGAAUUAUUCUUACCUUCAAUUGUCUUUGCCAUAUCAUAAUUAAUAACCAUAGAAACAUCCUUGAUAUCAAUACCUCUUCCAGCAACAUCUGUAGCCACAAGAAUAUCUUUGGCUCCAGAUUUCAAGCUGGCUAAAGCAUAUUCUCUUUGCUCUUGACCUUUACCACCGUGAAGUGUACAAGCGUUGAAUCCCAAUUUUUCCAAACCUUUAGCCAAAACGUCGGCCCCCUUCUUUUGGUUAACAAAAAUAAUAAUAGGCUUUUCAAUGCCCUUGGAAAGAAUCUCCAUAAGUUUGCGUCUUUUGUCAUUCUCGCCUACAAGAUGGACAAUUUGUUCUACACGUUCUACAGGUUUACCAAUGGAGCCAAUGUAAACUACAGCAGGUCUUCUGAGGUACGUUCUGGCUAAUCUUUCUACAGCUGGAGGCAUAGUUGCAGUGAACAUCACAGUUUGUCUAUAUUUCUUUUUACUGUUGUAGUUGGCCAGGAGAAUUCUGCUAUCUUCGGCAUCAUCAUUGUCUGGUUUCAGAUUUGUUACUGGCAUGUAUUCUAGGAUUUUCUGGACAUCAGGUUCAAAAC